This is a messenger RNA of Chionomys nivalis (European snow vole), 4283 nucleotides long. It is a transcript of the gene Rfx5, whose product is annotated as regulatory factor X5. Bases 184 to 2169 code for a protein of 661 amino acids. Gene Ontology annotation, biological process: regulation of transcription by RNA polymerase II. The record is from RefSeq and is a predicted model, not a curated record. The transcript has 10 exons. Gene Ontology annotation, molecular function: RNA polymerase II cis-regulatory region sequence-specific DNA binding; DNA-binding transcription factor activity, RNA polymerase II-specific. NCBI's taxonomy places the organism in Eukaryota, Metazoa, Chordata, Mammalia, Rodentia, Cricetidae.
GUCCGCGCCGCGGCGAGGGGGGCAGUGGGGGAAGCCGUGGCGAGACUCAGUAAUGAGAACUUGGGCCCAAUUUUUUUCAAACCUGGAAGGGCCGAGUAUGUUCGUAUCCCUUCUGACCUUCCAGGCAAAAUCAAUGGCGAAGAGUCUAAUCUCGGAGAACUUUGCUUUAGUCCUCAUGCUGGGAUGGCAGAAGAUAAACCUGAUGCUAAGAGCCCCAAGGCCGGGGCAAGGCCCCAAGGUGGUGCUGAAACUGGGGAACCGACCACCCUUCUUCAGAGGCUCCGAGGUACCAUUUCCAAGGCCGUGCAGAACAAAGUAGAGGGAAUUCUGCAAGAAGUGCAGAAGUUCUCUGACAACGACAAGCUGUACCUCUACCUUCAGCUGCCUGCAGGACCCAGCGCUGGGGACAAAAGUUCAGAACCAAGUAUACUUAGCAAUGAGGAAUAUAUGUAUGCCUAUAGGUGGAUCCGCAACCACCUGGAAGAGCACAUGGACACCUGUCUGCCAAAGCAGAGCGUCUAUGAUGCCUAUCGAAAGUACUGUGAGAGUCUUGCCUGUUGCCGCCCACUCAGCACAGCCAACUUUGGUAAAAUCAUCAGAGAGAUCUUCCCAGACAUCAAGGCCCGAAGACUCGGUGGUCGGGGCCAAUCCAAAUAUUGCUACAGUGGCAUCCGAAGGAAGACCUUGGUAUCUAUGCCCCCAUUGCCUGGACUUGACUUAAAGGGCUCUGAAGGUCCAGAAAUGGGCCCAGAAGUAACCCCAGCACCUCGGGAUGAACUGGUCGAGGCAGCUUGUGCCCUGACUUGUGACUGGGCAGAGCGGAUCCUGAAACGAUCCUUCAGUUCCAUCGUUCAGGUCGCCCGUUACCUGCUGCAGCAGCAUCUCAUCUCUGCCCGAUCUGCACAUGCUCAUGUGCUUAAGGCCGGCGGGCUUGCUGAAGAGGAUGAAAGAGCCCCUCGAGAACGGUCGUCAUGCAAAUCCAAGAACGGUGUAGAGAACCAGGAAGGUGGAGGUCCUAAGAAGCCAGAGAGACCAGCCCAGCCUCCUAAGGAGCUAGAGGCCCGAGCUGGGACUGAAGCCCCAGGACGUGGAGAACGGAAGAAGAGUGUAAUUGACAGCUCAGCUCCAGCAGCCAGUAAGCCUCAAGUUAAUGCUCUGGUGGCCCGACUGCCUGUGCUCCUUCCCCGAGCACCACAAUCACCUAUCACACCCUUCCUGGCUUCUAAGCUUCCUUCAGGCACUCUCAAAGUAGCUACAUUGCCUCUGCCCACUGGAGUUGGGGGACCCCAGGCAGGUGUGCCCAUCAUUAACAUGAUCUUACCACCUGUUCCUGCUUUAUCAGGCACUGGGGCUGGACUUGGGCCUGGGCCUGGGCCUAGACCCGGACCCGGACCCGGGGCUGGGCCAGGGCCUGGGCUCGGAGCUGCGGCUGGGCUCGGAGCUGGGCCUGGGCUCGGAGCUGGGCCUGCGCCUGUGCCUGCGCCUGCGCCUGGACCUGGGGCUGGGGCUGGGCGAGUUCCACCUAGGGCACUCAUUCUGCCUCGAGGCACAGAGAACAGGGAGGGAGGCAUAAGUGGUGACCCACGACCCCAUGACAAGGGUGUCAAAAGGACAGCUGAAGUGCCUCUGAGCGAAGCCAGUGGACAGGACCCGCCAGUUAAAGAAAUGAAGCAAGAGACAGAGGACACAGUAAGUGAAGCGAAAAGGAAGCGGGGACGCCCACGGAAAAAGCCAGCUGGGAAUGGGGCGAGACACGCUGCUCCGGAGAAGCCUACACCUGCAGCUGCUGUGAACUCUCCCCGAACGCCAAGGUCACUCUGGGAGACAUGGGGCUCAAAGAGGGAAAACAACUUAGUUGAGAGACAAGAAAGACCAGGGCCAGUGGGUGGAGUUGAGAAGGAAGCAGUGUUUCCUCAAGGUCAGGAAGAUGGCACUGUGUCCAAAGGAGAAAGGAGCCUGAGUGCCCAGCCAGCCAAAGACGCAGAAGAUAAGGUUCCUCUCAUCACCUCAAAAGUGAGUGUUAUCAGGGGCAGAAUUCAAAAGGACGCUCUCCCGUUGAUAAAGGGAGAGGCUGACCCUGCAGCACAGGGUAACAAAGGAUUAAAGGGUCCUGUACUUCAAAGUUCCCUAACCCAUGAGCAUAAAGACCCCAAAGCAACACCCCCAUGACAGGUGUGUGGGGAAGAAUGGCUAUGUUCAUGCCUGCCUGGUAGAGACCCUUUUCAGCACCUGCUUCUCAUUCAGCUACUAGUCUUUCCCUAAAUGAGCCCAUUGGCCUGGCUUGUGUAGUGCCUGGUGGCUGCUUCAGACCUUUCCAGCUCAAUCCUUGACUUUAGCACAAGCAGUAAAUCUGUAAUGACCUUCCCACCUAGAUCCCUGUGCUCUCCUGGGGGCAAUAGAGAGAGGGUGAAUGUGAGUGUAGGGUAGAGAUGCUCUGGCUUCUAAUCAUAGAAAACUUAGAACUCAAGAUAAAAGCUAUUUAUUGACUUAUGAAAUUGGAAAGUCAAGAGGCGGUACUGGCUCCAGGUGAGGCUUGAUCUGGUUGCUCAGUAUGUUUCUCACUGCUUCACCUAAUGUAAAAUCAUUCUUAGUUCAGACCACUUAACUGCUGCCAGCAUUCCUAGGAUUGUGUUUGACCAUUAUAUCUAAGCAGGAAAAAAAAAGGGUAUUAUUGUGUCAGGAAUCCCAGCAAAAACCCAAAGAUUUACCAUGAUUAAACAAACCUGGGUCAGGUCUAUCCUUGACCAACUAGUGUGGCCAGGAAGAUGUUUAUGCUAAUGUGUUUAUUAUACAUCAUGGAGCAGCUUUGGAGAAAAGGGUGGAAUAGGCCUUCUCACACCACAGACUCCCCAGGUGGAGACGGGGUGGGGUGUGCUAGGCUGAGGUGAGCUGGACUGCUGCUUUUGCGAGUCUUGCAUUUCUCUCACCGUAACUCCUAUCUCAUUGUAGUCUGGGAAGGACAGAGAGGAAGCCAUUCUCUCCAGAGUCUCUUCCUUCUCACAUGACAGCGUUUCCACCUCUAUCUCACAGGCAGAGCUCCUGUAAUGGUCUGCAUUUUACUUUCUCAGUCCCACCUCCUCCCCACCAGUCUGGUGUUACGUUCUUGAGUACAUGUCUGCAUCCACCAGGUGUCAGUCUCUUGUCGUCCACGUGUCAGGUCCUAGCCAGGACUGUGUGGGGCUAUGCUAGGUUAACAGAGGAGGUGGUACCGAUUCUGCAAAUCAGGGAGCACCAACGGGAAGGACCCAGACACUGCAGAUGCAUCCUUGGGGACAGCAGGAAGCCAGCUCAUGUUAAUUGAGGACCUACUCUGUCUUCUCCACAGGAUAGCUUCUUGCCAGGGAAUCUUGGUUCUUUUCCCCAAGAAAUACAGAUUUUCUUUCAGGGAGAUAUCACUCAUCUGUCCAUUUAUUUCCACAAGAGCAGAUUUUUUAAAAUUAUAAUAAUAUUUGAUAUCUAUAAAGAAAUAUGUACUAUAAAUUAUGAAAUGAAAUGAGUACCUGUGACCCGUCAUUCAAUUUAUACAUUGAAACAUUAAACAUACUAUUAGGUUUAUGCCCCUCUUCCCUGCCUAUUCUUAGAGAUAACCACUGUCUUUAAUUUUAUUCUCAUUAAUCACUUGUUUAUGUAUAUUGGCAAUGUGUGUAUAUAUUCUUUAAGAAUGUAUUAUUUUGUUUUGCUUGUAUUUUAGCUUUACAAAAAGUUGUACUCUGUUAGUCCCUUGAAGUUUGCUCUUUUGCACUUAAAAUUGUUUCUAAGAUUCAUCUACAUUGUAAUCGCUAUGAUUCAUUCAUUUUCAUCUGUAUAACACCACAGCAAGGACAUAGAACGCAACUUAGCCAUUCACCUAUUGAAUAACAUUUGGGCUGUUUCCAGGUUCUUGUUAUUAUACACGAUGCUGCUAUGAACAUUCUUGUAUAUGAGUGCCUUUGUUUUUAGUAAGAUUUCUAAAGAGGUUUCUAAGAUGGUCCUAGAAGGUCCUUUUGGUCUGUGCGCCCUGUGCUGGGGACCGUCGCCUCUUGUCUUACUUUAUGGAAGAGUUUACAUCAUAUUGAAAUGAACUGUUCUUGAAUGUUUGAUAAAACUCACUUAUAAAGCCAUCUGAGCCUUACGUUUUUUUGUGGGAAUAAUUUUUUAUUUUGUUUUGUUUUGUUUCAUGCCAGGGUCCACUGUGUAUCCCUGCAGUCCUCACUGUGUGGCUCCAUCUGCCUCUGUCUCUAAAGUGUUGAAGUUAAAGGUGUGCACCACUGUGCCCAGCUCUUUGUAGACAUAAUUUUAACUAC